Messenger RNA from Prosopis cineraria, 1051 nucleotides. RefSeq lists its product as uncharacterized. Bases 219 to 890 code for a protein of 223 amino acids. The transcript has 3 exons. NCBI's taxonomy places the organism in Eukaryota, Viridiplantae, Streptophyta, Magnoliopsida, Fabales, Fabaceae. The record is from RefSeq and is a predicted model, not a curated record.
ACAUACGAUACAGCCAUACAGACAUACAGUAUGAAGUAAUUCUGAGCAAUCAAAACUUCCCUUUCAAGCCCAAUCCUCUUUUCUCUCUGUCUGAUUUUCUUACCAAGCCAUUUCCCAACCCUUCCCUGUAACGCCAAAACCGCUCUCCACUUCGUCAUUCUUGGCCUCUCACUUCCACUUUACUCUCUAUUUUCCUGGCUCGUGAUGAACAGAGAGUAAUGGGUUCUUGCGCUUCUGUUCAUAGAAACACGGAGACGGACAUGAAAUUCAAACUGUCACUUGGAUCCAAAGCUGACAAGCUUGUGAUUCCCCCAUCACCCAUCAAGGAAAAGCCCUGCAAUGACAACUUCCGGGUCCACGGUGGCAAAGAGGAAACAUUUUUUGAUUCCAAGCCUUGGUUAGACUCUGAUGGUGAAGAUGAUUUCUAUAGUGUCAAUGGUGAGUUUACCCCAUCUCGGGGCAGCACUCCAGUUCACCACUCUCCUGUGAACUCCGGUGCCAAGAAAAGCCCUUCUGAGAAUAGAAAUCCCAGUUCACUGCCAGAGCCAUCUCCAACAGAAAGGAAGAAGAAACUUGUAGAGCUUUUUCGAGACAAAGAUGAGGCUGAGGAUGAGAAGAAUACCUCCGAGACCCACAACAUGGGCGAUAAAAAGGAAGUUAAAACUACUAUGCAUGACUUGCUUCCAAAAUCUGCACAAAGUACCCCAUAUAUCUCAGGGGCUAACUCUCUGUGUAGCAGUGAAAGAAGCAUGAAUGAGGACCCUUUGUCCAUCAAAGAAAAAUCAGGUAAGUCUGUGCAGUGCUGCCUUCCGAGCUUGGCUUCAUGUCGUAGCUUUAGUGAGAGGAGGAGGAAGAUGAGUCCUGCAAUAGCAGCUAAUGGAAAACCUUGACCACGAUUAUAUAUUGUAGUCUUGUCACAGAAGUGACUUUGACAUACUGUACAAGGUAUAUGCGACUCAAUUGGCAUUAUAUGAUUAUGUACCUCUUAACAUUUCCCUGUAAAGAAACCUUAUAAUAUUAAUUUUGAGAGCAUUUAAAACUUCUGACUGAA